This is a messenger RNA of Acanthoscelides obtectus, 1599 nucleotides long. NCBI's taxonomy places the organism in Eukaryota, Metazoa, Arthropoda, Insecta, Coleoptera, Chrysomelidae. The record is from the annotation of a GenBank genome assembly.
GUAUAUACAGGCGCUGCAACUCUACGCCCACUACAUUUCCGAAAGCCACGCCCUCCUUAGCGACAAUAUUGGCUUCAUACGAAUACGUGUAUUGCCUUAGGCACUUCACCCUCGUGUUUCUAGUCUUCUUAGGUAUAAGUUAUUGGAAAAAAUGACCGGUUAACCCAUAUCCUAUUUCUUAUAAAUAAUCGCCCAUCCCUAUCAUGUACUACUCACCGACAUAUGUCAGUUGUCAUGCAGUGUGUUUGAGGUUAUUGCACUUGACAGAUUUUAUCGUCAACAAUAAAACAACAACAAAAACAUUUAAAUUAAGACACUUUUUUCAACUUAAAAAAUCAUCAAAUGAGAUGGCAAACGACAGAGAAAUUUUACGAGAAAUCUGGGAAGGCAAACUUCCAGUUUGUUUCCGUUUAGAUAAAGACGAAGUUGCCGACUUUCGUGAACCAGAUCCGUUCUACUUGAUGGUACCUAGAUUAAGCUAUUUUCCUUUGGUCAUAGAUAAAGUACGCAAGCAUUUCUUAAAGUUUGUCGCGAAUGAGAAAGCUGAACAGGAGAUGUGGCUAGAAUAUAAUGGACAACCACUGAAAUGGCAGUACCCUAUUGGAGUGCUCAGCGAUCUGUUGUUAGGUCCUGAUGAUCUGCUUCCAUGGAAUAUUACAGUACAUUUCAGUAAAUUUCCAGAAUCGGAAGUUUAUAGGUUUGAUAGCAAAGAAAUGGUAGAAUCAUACUUCAUGGCUUGCUUGAAAGAAGCAGAUGUAUUGAAACAUAGAGGUCAAAUUGCUAGCAGUAUGCAGAAAAAAGACCACAACCAACUAUGGUUAGGCUUACAAAAUGAAUUUCUCAACCAGGGAGAAGGAAACCCCAUAACCUGAGGCAACAGUCCAAAAGAUGGCAAUGCUAUCACUUAAAGAUGGUGGUGGAUGUGUUUAUAGUUUGUAAGCAAAAGUGGUUGACAGCACUGUGAUAGAUAUGACCAUUUUUGUACAGGCACAACUUUCACUUAUAUUUGAAAAAUUUGAUCAGUUCUGGGCUGUGAAUAGAAAAUUAAUGGAAGCAUCAGGAGACCAAGAUUAUUUCAAAUACAUUCCCUUUAGAUGCUAUAUUGAUGAUGGAUAUAGGCAGAAACUUGUAAAACCUAUCUCAGAUGAUAAUCAUAAAAAGACAUUGCAAGACUUGUUAGAGGAAUUAUUCCCCGGUAACAAAAACAUUAAGGUGAAAACACAUGGGAUGAUACCACCAAUGGAAACACCACUUCAGUGGUUAUCAGAACACUUAAGUUAUCCAGACAAUUUCUUGCAUCUGUGUGUAGUUUAGUGUAUUAUUUAAGUGCAUAUAUGUGGAGAAUUCAUAUUAUUAUAUCUAAGAUAACACCAGGAGUUUUACUACCAUUUAGUAGAGAACCAUGAUAUCACAGAAACAAUAUGACAGCCUCAAAUAAUAUGGUCAGUAGUUUAACAGGUCUUCAAAAAGAUUGCUUGAAUAUUGGUUAUGAUUAUGUCUUUCACAGAAAAGAGUGGCGAGGAAAUAUUGUAAUCACGAAAAAUUUGGAAAUUGAGAUAUCUUCCCUCCCUAUCUUUAUUUUUUAAUAGAUUACCCUGU